AUGGAAUCUGAACACUUCACUAGUCUUACACCAGGACUCAUCAUUGAAAUCUUGUCAAGGCUUCCGGUGAAAUCCCUCUUGCAAUACAGGUCGGUUUCAAAAUACUGGCUUGAUUUAAUUUCUACCCCUAAAUUUAUCAAAUCCCAUCUUAAUUUAUCGACUAGUAACAAAGAAAACACUCACCAUAGGCUUAUGAUGAGGCUUAGUAUGCCUCUGUACAAUCAAUGUUCAUUUAGAUCUUUACUUUACGAUUCUGUUACAGAAACAACUGACUUGAAUAUUCCCAUGAUCAAAAACCCUUAUGAAAAUUUUCAUAUUUUGGGUUCGGUGAAUGGAUUGAUUUUGGGUUCGGUGAAUAGAUGGUAUAGUUUUGACGGUGAGCAAAAAGACUUGUUUCUAUGGAAUCCAUCGAUUAGAAAGUACAGGAAAUUGCCUAGUCCUAGUUUUGAAACUAGACGUUCAUAUGCUUCCGAUUAUAGUUAUUGUUUUAUAUAUGAUGAGUUUCAUGAUGAUUAUAAGGUAGUAGUCAUUCUCUUUGAUUUCAAACAUGUCAGUUCGAUUCGACUUGAGGUCAAAAUAUAUAGUCUAACGAGUAAUUCUUGGAGACGUGUUGAUAAUAGUUGUCCUCCAACUGGGUUAUAUUUUAAUGUUUCUGGCAAGUUUGUGAACGGGAAACUUUAUUGGGCUACUAAUCCUGCUGGUCAUGAAUAUAAGACCAUGAAUGACGGUUGGAACAUCGUUUCUUUUGAUUUGGCUGAUGAGAAAUGGGGAAAGGCAGAGAAGCCCACCUUCGAGGAAGGAGAUAUUGAUUCACGGCUAGAAGUGUUGGGUAGUAAUCUUUCUGUCUUUUGUUAUAACAAGAGAAGGUAUGUAUCUGUUUGGGUUAUGAAUGAGUACGGGGUUAAAGAAUCUUGGAAAAAGAUGUUUACCAUCAAUUAUUUUGAUAAGCCCUAUGUGCAUGAACAACCCUAUUUCAUGUCAAAUAAAGGUGAAGUUUUGGUUGGAUUUUCACGAAGUUUCAAGAUAUACAAUCCAAAAGAUAACUCGUUCAGUCCAAAAAUUAUUAACUAUGAUCGAGAAGCUGCGGAAAUCUACAUUGAAAGCCUAGUUUCUCCUUUUCCAUCGGAGGACCAGACUAGUGAUGCAACAACGAAGAAAAGCUCAGAUCAAGACAAUCAAGUAACAAAUAACUAGUGCUUCCUCAGGAGGCUGAGUAUUCCAAAGGCGAUCCAUAUCUACCGAGAACAGAAUAAACUAGCUGACAGCUUACUACCACUGAAGGAAGCUCCUCUCUAAGGCUUUUUUUGGGGAUAGUCCUGCAUCCAUGAAAGAUAUUUUGAGCGUUGACAGAUAUCGAGUUAUGUUUGCUAGGAGGGUUAAUGCUCUGACAUUCAGCCCAUAUUCGCAGAAAUGGAAGCACAGCCACGCAGCAUAAUAUGUUGGAUGUGGAUUAGUACGAUUAGGCGAUUACUGCUCAUAUAUAUAUUCUGUUCUAUAUUUCGAAUGUGAAAUGUUAAAAUAUU
Molecule: messenger RNA, 1523 nt
Organism: Solanum tuberosum (potato)
Lineage: Eukaryota; Viridiplantae; Streptophyta; Magnoliopsida; Solanales; Solanaceae
Product: F-box/kelch-repeat protein At3g23880-like
Exons: 2
Coding region: 1-1194 (397 amino acids)
Molecular function (GO): protein binding
Source: RefSeq, a predicted model, not a curated record